Morone saxatilis (striped sea-bass) is the source of this 2227-nucleotide messenger RNA. RefSeq names its product LARGE xylosyl- and glucuronyltransferase 1-like. Gene Ontology annotation, molecular function: xylosyltransferase activity; glucuronosyltransferase activity. NCBI's taxonomy places the organism in Eukaryota, Metazoa, Chordata, Actinopteri, Moronidae. The record is from RefSeq and is a predicted model, not a curated record. Gene Ontology annotation, biological process: protein O-linked glycosylation via mannose.
CCUCUCUGUAUGCAGCGCUGUGAUUGGACGCUGGCUGCUUGUCAGGAAGAAAGAGCUGCUGUGUUGAGGCCGAAAACUCAGACACAAGCAGGACCUGGAAGAUACCGGAGUACCUCGGUGGAAGGGAUAUACACUAUAGUUAACGCUCGGAAGGCGUUUUGAAGCAGCCGGUCUAUAGCGGAGUGCCGGCUGGCUCUCCGUGCUCCUGCUGUCGAGGCCGCCGCGGUUCUGCCUCCCCCCCCCGACUGUGUGUCGCUGCCUGCUGGUCACAGUAAUCCAGACCCGCUGCUAUUAACGACACUGACGCUGUUGUGUGGCGACGCAGCCACGAACCUGUCUAAGAUUUAAGUCUUUAUCCAGUCCGGAGACAUAAGGACUCAGCUGUUGCUGCCGGUAGUCGGGGUUUAACGGCUGAGGCUGCCGGGACCGGUUAAACAUCCCGAUAAAGCUCCAACUACAUGGAACAAGUCGGCGGCUUAUUUUGCGCUAGAACUGUUAUGACUGACCUAUAAUACAGUCGUCUCGUUUUGAAGCAGCACCGCGGGCUGUAUCCGAGGAUUUAUUUGAUGAAGGCAUCCUGAAAGCGGCAGUUUGAAGCCUCUGCAUCAGUGCCAUGAAUCAGCCUGGACAACAGCUGCUACCAACAUAGAGGUCACUUCACCUCUCUUUCCAUUUGCUUCGGUCCAGAGGAUGCUGGGAAUGUGUCGCGGGCGCAGGAAGUUCCUGGCGGCCUCCCUCGCCCUGCUCUUCAUCCCAGCACUCACCUGGCUUUACCUGUCAGUUGGGAGCUUUCAAGACCAUCCACGUGGCCAUCGUGUGUGCAGGUUACAACGCCAGUAGAGACGUGGUGACGUUGGUUAAAUCUGUCCUUUUCCACAGGCGGAACCCACUACAUUUCCAUUUCAUCACAGACUCCAUUGCUCAGCAGAUCCUGUCCUCUCUGUUCCAUACCUGGAUGGUUCCUGCCGUCAGGGUUGACUUCUAUGACGCAGAUGAGCUGAAGUCGGAGGUGUCCUGGAUCCCCAACAAACAUUACUCCGGGAUCUAUGGCCUGAUGAAGCUGGUGCUCACUAAGACGCUGCCAUCCGACCUGCAGAGAGUCAUUGUCCUGGACACAGACAUCACAUUCGCCACAGACAUUGCCGAACUCUGGGCUGUCUUCCACAAGUUCAAAGGUAACAAAAGGAGAGUGGAGAGUGAACUGGCAGGAGCAGGUUGUCGCAGCCAUAUUGGCAGCAAUGGAGAAAUAGUCAUCCAGUGUCACACCCAGGUAUCUUCCAGUCCGAACUGGGGACACCAUGGAGUUCUCAAUUGUAACAAAGAGGUCAUGGACAAGAGAUGCCUUCCCUGGAAGAAGGAGGAUCUCCAUGCUUCUGAAAGCCUUCCUAAAGGGGGCUGCCUGCUCUCUGCCGCCUGCUCCAAUAAGCACUCAUUAAUCUUACUUACAGCCUUCAUUAAAGCUGCCACCGCUCCACCCGUGCCCACUCUCCACGCUCAUAUCUCCUCCCUAAUGCCCAUCUCCUCGACCUUUAUCUCUGCCCAGCUUGGCUUUCAUAAUCUCUCGCCCCGAAGCCCACGAGUGAUUUUGCUUCUCCUGGAUCGUCUACGGAAGCUAAGAUGGGAGCAGAUGUGGAGGCUGACUGCAGAGAGGGAACUAAUGAGCAUGCUGUCCACCUCCUUGGCAGACCAGGACAUCUUCAACGCUGUGAUCAAACAGAACCCGUUCCUGGUUCACCAGCUGCCCUGCUUCUGGAACGUCCAGCUGUCUGACCACACCCGCUCUGAGAAGUGCUACAAAGACGUGUCAGACCUCAAGCUCCAGAAGACUCUGUCAGAACUGGACGAAGAUGAUCCUUGCUACGAGUUUCGUCGAGAGCGUUUCACCGUCCACCGAACUCACCUCUACUUCCUUCACUAUGAGUAUGAACCCAGCUCUGACAGCACUGACGUCACCCUAGUCGCCCAGCUCUCAAUGGACAGGUGUGAAAGUGGACAGGACAGGACAGGACUCUGCCGGUGUUAUAGAAUAAUUUCAGGGCCAGAGCUCAGGCCCCCACACAGCCAGGACCUGGGCCUGGCAGUCACUCAUGUCGUCGGUUACAGCUUUUACAUCCUGGAAGUGAUCUCCUCGUGGAUGAUCUCUUCUAUCCACAGCAGAGGACAAAGAAUGGACAUAAAGACCCUUGCAGUCCCAACACUGAGGGUCAAACGUUCUAAAAAAGUCUGA